Messenger RNA from Malania oleifera, 1962 nucleotides. RefSeq lists its product as uncharacterized. Lineage: Eukaryota; Viridiplantae; Streptophyta; Magnoliopsida; Santalales; Ximeniaceae. The transcript has 8 exons. The record is from RefSeq and is a predicted model, not a curated record. Bases 418 to 1395 code for a protein of 325 amino acids.
UGAAGAUUGUCCCUAUCAUCUGAUCUCCUCUGUUGGCCCCACACUUCGCCCCCCUGCCUCCACGCGUCAUCAUUCCAUGCGUUGCCAAGUAACCUUUCCAAAAUAGACAACCAAAAAAAUUAAUUUUAAAAAAAAUAUUCCCCAAAAAAAAGCGGCACGAAAUCCAGAAGAAAGUUGAAGGACAACGAUAAGCGCAGCUUCGCCAACUCUCUUAUCUCUCUCUCUCUCUCUCUCUCGCUUCCCCUCUCUCAGCUGAAGAAGGUCUCUGAAUUAGGUUUACACAUAGUACAUCUCCAUAAUUAAAUCUGAUGUGAAGGAGCAGUACACAAUUUAAUGUUUGGAAUUUUACCCAGUUAUUAUUGUAAGCAGUGCCCCACUUUCUAGCGCGAGUAUUGCCUCUGUGUGAAACCUUGAAAAAUGUCUAGUGGUGAGGUCAGAAGGGUAUCGCGACAAGAUAUACAGUUGGUGCAGAAUCUUAUAGAACGAUGUCUUCAACUUUACAUGAACCAAAAAGAAGUUGUUGCAACCCUAUUGGAUCAGGCGAAAAUAGAACCUGGUUUUACUGAACUUGUUUGGCAAAAGCUUGAAGAAGAAAAUCAAGAAUUUUUCAAAGCAUAUCGUUUGAGAUUGAUGGUGAAGCAACAAAUAAUUGUUUUCAACAAGCUGCUAGAGAAACAGGUGGAGCUGAUGCAUCAGAUAUGCCCCACUGGAGUUGCUUCCAUGUCUCUAACUAAUGGAUCUCAUAUUCCACAAACAGUGCAUCAGAGCUCAGCAUGCUAUGCCCCAGGGCAUACAGGACCUCCUCUGAAGCCAGAGAACAUGCACGACCCAAUUGGUUCCAGUUUACCUAAUGCAUUCACGAAUGGUGGGUCAUCAUUGCACACAAGCAUGCAUGCUUCUGUUGAUAUGUCUGCUCCUGCCAGGAUAGAUGUCCCACCAGACCUGCUAUCAACUCAGAGCUCAAACAUGGGAAUGAUGCAGGGAAUAAAUGGGGUUAUGAUCAAAUCAGAAACUGGCUAUGCAGGCAGUUCUCCAUUCAUGUUUGGUGCCGAUGGCAAUGUCCUGGAAACACGUCCAGCAAUUGGGGAUGGAUCUGUGGCAUCUUUCAGCAGUGUAGAGUCCAGCUCACAGCCUCUGAAUGAACCGCUACUGGAUGCAGACACUUCAUCAUUUGGAUUUUUAGGGCAGAUCCCUCGAAAUUUCAGUCUCUCAGAUUUGACGGCUGACUUCUCCCAGAGUUCAGAUAUACUGGAGAGCUACUCGAGAUCACCCUUCCUAGCUUCAGAUACAGACAACUUCCUGGAUUCCCGUGAAAGGGGAGAACAUCAAGGAGACAGUAAAAGGUUGGACACUAUAUCUGAAGGCUUGAGUUAUGAAGAUUUUGGCAGUGAGUGAAUAAUCCCAAUGUAGCAAUGACAUCGGACUCUCUUCUGCAAGACCUGUCAAGCAGGAGUUUGUCAUAUCAUUUUGACGUUCGUGUCAAAACAACAAAAUUGAUGGUAAGGAUCGUAAAUUCAUCCAAAUAACAUUUAUUGUUAUCUUGUUGCAGGUUGAACCGUAUAUGCUCUAGGGAAAAAAAAAUUGUGUACAUAACAUUUUAGAGGUGGAUAGGGUUUGAAUUUGUGAACUCUCUGAAGGUGAAGGUAGGGAAGAUUCUUGGUGUUGGGAAAAGGAAAAGGUCAAAAAAUAAGUCGACAGCAACGGUAACUUGUGCCAUUGAGAAUCCAUGGAAACAUUCUGUGGGCGUCUUCUUGUAGAUGGAAUUGCAUGAAACAUUUUAAGGUUCAGUAGUGCGAUGUUGUCGUCAUGCGAUGAUGCUAAUUCUGAUGUCGCUGAUUAUGUUGAUGGACUUUUGACAUUUUCUUUUUCUUUUUUGUCGUGGGUUUGUUUAUUAGAGUGAGAUAUUGUAAAUAUAUAUAAUAAACUAAAACCACCUUUGGGUGUAGGUGGCAGUUUAAAUCA